CCUCCUAUAAUAUUAAUUGCGCAAAAGCCAUAGCCUCCCUCCCAAAUUUCUCAAUCUUCUUCUAUCUUCUAGUGUUUACGAAAUUUAGGGCUAAUUAAUAAAAUUGAAAGGAAAACCUCUCUAUUCGGAUCCUAUCCGACUUCGUUAGGAUCCAAGUUAGGAUUUUGGGGGUUUUCCGUUAGGUUUUUUUAUUGAUGGGUACGGAGAGGAAGAGGAAGGUGAGCUUGUUCGACGUGGUGGACGAGACCUCCAUCUCAUUGGCGAAGAUGAGCAAAUCGAACGGCGACGGCGGAGCUGCUGCCAACCAAAACGCUGUGAGCAGUAUGAUCAAUCGGUGGACGGGAAAGCCGUACUCGCAGAGGUACUAUGAGAUUCUUGAGAAGAGGAAGACGUUGCCGGUUUGGCACCAGAAAGAGGAGUUCUUGCAGGCUCUCAAAGCCAGCCAGUCUCUCAUUUUGGUCGGUGAGACUGGUAGUGGUAAAACCACGCAGAUUCCUCAAUUUGUUUUGGAAGCUGUCGAUUCAGAAUCUUCAGAUAAACGCAAGAAGAUGAUGGUUGCAUGUACCCAACCCCGUAGAGUGGCUGCAAUGUCAGUAUCCCGUCGUGUUGCUGAAGAGAUGGAUGUAACCAUUGGAGAAGAGGUCGGUUAUAGCAUCCGUUUUGAAGACUGCAGCAGUUCCAGAACUGUGUUGAAGUAUCUAACUGAUGGAAUGCUUUUAAGAGAAGCAAUGACUGAUCCACUAUUAGAAAGAUACAGCGUGAUAAUUCUUGAUGAAGCUCAUGAAAGGACUUUAGCAACAGAUGUUCUAUUUGGGCUGUUGAAGGAAGUGUUGAGAAACAGACCUGACUUGAAGGUGGUAGUGAUGAGUGCUACACUUGAAGCUGAAAAGUUUCAGGGCUAUUUCAGCGGUGCGCCACUCAUGAAAGUUCCUGGAAGGCUUCAUCCAGUGGAAAUUUUUUACACUGAGGAACCUGAAAGGGAUUAUCUGGAAGCAGCGAUUCGAACAGUUGUGCAGAUUCAUAUGUAUGAGACCCCAGGAGAUAUACUUGUUUUUCUAACGGGAGAGGAGGAGAUAGAAGAUGCGUGCCGCAAAAUUAACAAGGAAAUUGGAAAUCUGGGUGACCAGGUUGGUCCUGUGAAAGUGGUGCCUCUGUAUUCAACUCUACCUCCAGCUAUGCAGCAGAAAAUAUUUGAUCCUGCUCCUCCUCCUGUAAAAGAAGGUGGAAUUCCUGGAAGGAAGAUUGUGGUGUCCACAAACAUUGCAGAAACUUCUCUGACUAUUGAUGGAAUUGUUUAUGUUAUUGAUCCUGGAUUUGCUAAACAACAAGUCUAUAACCCAAGAGUGCGUGUUGAAUCAUUGUUGGUAUCGCCAAUUUCCAAGGCAAGUGCACAUCAGAGGUCAGGUCGUGCUGGAAGAACUCAGCCAGGAAAAUGUUUCAGACUUUAUACUGAGAAAAGUUUCCAGAAUGAUCUUCAACCACAAACUUAUCCAGAAAUAUUGAGAUCCAACCUUGCAAAUACAGUUCUUACUUUGAAGAAAUUAGGAAUAGAUGAUCUGGUUCAUUUUGAUUUUAUGGAUCCCCCUGCUCCCGAGACACUGAUGAGAGCACUAGAGGUCUUGAAUUAUUUGGGAGCAUUGGAUGAUGAUGGUAACUUGACCAAGCUGGGGGAGAUUAUGAGUGAGUUCCCGUUGGAUCCUCAGAUGUCAAAGAUGCUUGUAGUCAGCCCUGAGUUCAGCUGCUCAAAUGAAAUUUUGUCAAUAUCUGCCAUGCUUUCAGUACCCAAUUGCUUUGUCCGGCCUAGGGAGGCUCAAAAAGCUGCUGACGAAGCAAAAGCUAGGUUCGGGCACAUUGAUGGAGAUCAUCUCACGCUUCUGAACGUGUAUCAUGCAUACAAGCAAAAUAAUGAGGAUCCGUCAUGGUGCUAUGAGAACUUUGUCAAUCAGAGGGCAUUGAAGUCUGCAGACAAUGUCAGGCAGCAGCUAGUGCGCAUUAUGGCCCGAUUUAACCUCAAGCUAUGCAGUACUGAGUUCAAUAGUCGUGACUACUACAUCAACAUAAGAAAGGCCAUGCUAGCUGGAUAUUUCAUGCAGGUGGCUCACCUGGAACGCACUGGCCACUAUCUGACAGUGAAAGAUAACCAAGUGGUACAUUUGCAUCCAUCGAAUUGCUUGGAUCACAAGCCAGACUGGGUGAUUUACAAUGAGUACGUUUUGACAAGCAGGAAUUUUAUCCGUACAGUGAUGGAUAUUCGUGGGGAGUGGCUAAUCGAUAUAGCACCCCACUACUAUGAUUUGGUGAAUUUUCCUCAGUGUGAGGCCAAGCGUGUUCUUGAGAAGCUAUACAGGAAGCGGGAGGAUAAGGAUGAGAACAAAAACAGAAGAUGAAGUUCUUAACCCUGAUUCUUCGGAAUGUGCAGAUUAUUGUAAGGAGCAAUUAUUGAGUGCUGGUCGAAGUUAGCAUAUUUCAGCAUUUUGCGUCUCCGAGCAUCUCAGUUGUCACUGUAAUUGGGAAAAGGCCUUGCAUUGUUUCUGUACCAUUUCUUGAAUGAUCUUGGAUGUGAUGGCCUUUAUGGUAUUCAUGAUUUAGUGGCAGUUUUAACAUUUGAUUAAAGUGUAACACGAGGUUAUUAUUUGAUUCAUGACCAAUGAAAAUCUAAUUUCCAAGCA
This is a messenger RNA of Pyrus x bretschneideri (Chinese white pear), 2669 nucleotides long. Its product is annotated as probable pre-mRNA-splicing factor ATP-dependent RNA helicase DEAH2. Lineage: Eukaryota; Viridiplantae; Streptophyta; Magnoliopsida; Rosales; Rosaceae. Gene Ontology annotation, molecular function: RNA binding; ATP binding; RNA helicase activity. The coding region runs from base 195 to 2387 and encodes 730 amino acids. The transcript has 7 exons. The record is from RefSeq and is a predicted model, not a curated record. Gene Ontology annotation, cellular component: intracellular anatomical structure.